Messenger RNA from Drosophila hydei, 1532 nucleotides. RefSeq names its product alpha-tocopherol transfer protein-like. Lineage: Eukaryota; Metazoa; Arthropoda; Insecta; Diptera; Drosophilidae. Gene Ontology annotation, molecular function: phosphatidylinositol bisphosphate binding. The coding region runs from base 225 to 1232 and encodes 335 amino acids. Gene Ontology annotation, cellular component: membrane. The transcript is spliced from 5 exons. The record is from RefSeq and is a predicted model, not a curated record.
UCAGAAGGGUCAUUGCAAUUGUGUCGUGUGCUAAAAUAAAACUAAACGAAAGAAUCGUACAAUGUGCAUAAAAAGUUCAACAAACGUUUGGCAUUGACACAUAUCCAGUUCAACAGUGUGGAGCGGUUCCUGUUCAAGUGCAACGGCAAAUGCAUUCAUUGCUGUAUUUGCUGUGUGUUGAAAUCAACGUGAAAACUAUUUAUUUAUAUUAAAAUCCAAGCAAUAUGGCAACGGCUACCAGCUGCCUGCCUAGGACAACAGUUGCCGGCGGUGCUUCGGUUGCCGUCGCCUCUGAUGAAGCUUCUAUUGAUUUAGGAGUGCCCACCAUGUUGUCAGAGAUCGAAGCUCUGCCCUCGAUCAAGCUGGGCGAUUUUACGCUUCAGUUCGAACUGGGAGAAGCCACAGCUGCUGCCAAAGAAGUUGCUGCUCGUGAGCUGCGCGAAUCCCCCGAACGUCAGAAACAGGCAACACAGGAGCUGAAGCGUUUGCUGGAGGCUGAAACCGAUCUGUACUGCCCCAAGGACAACGAGGAGUGGCUCAUACGCUUCCUGCGGCCCUGCAAGUAUUAUCCAGAGAGCGCGCGCGACUUGAUCAAGCGCUACUACUCCUUCAAAGUGAAGCACUCGGAUGUGUAUAACAAUUUGAAGCCCACAAGGGAGGCCAACAUCUUUAAGAACAAUAUACUCACCGUGUUUCCCAAUCGCGAUCAGUGCGGACGCCGCAUCUUAUUGCUUGAGCUGGGCAAACGCUGGAAGCACAAGCAGGUCACACUCGAUGAGGUCUUCAAGGGUGCCGUCAUUUUUCUGGAGGCCGCCAUGCUGGAGCCGGAGACACAGAUCAAUGGAGCCGUUGUCAUUUUCGACAUGGAUGGCCUGAGUCUGCAGCAGACCUGGCAAUUUACGCCGCCAUUCGCCAAGCGAAUUGUCGACUGGCUGCAGGACUCGGUGCCGCUGCGUAUCAAAGCCAUUCACAUUGUGAAUCAGCCUAAGAUCUUCAAUGUGGUCUUUGCGCUCUUCAAGCCCUUCCUGCGAGAGAAACUGCGCAGUCGCAUUAUUUUCCACGGCACCGAUCGUGAGUCUCUGCACAAAUACAUGUCGCCAAAGUGCCUGCCCUCAUGCUAUGGCGGCAUUCUGGAGCUGCCCCGCGUCGAUGGCGAUCAGUGGUAUGAGCUGCUGCUCAUGUGCGACGCAGAGUACGAAGCCAUCAACUCGUAUGGCUACAAGAAGAAGUGAGUGGGUCCAAGCCAACGGACAAUGUGUACAGCAAGUGAUAUUCCCUCGUAUACCCAAAACUCAAUUAAUAUACAUUAACCAUAAUAUCUGUUAUACGCUUGUCCAGUCAACGCACGCGACAACUGUGUCGUAGUGCUAGAGCCAAUCAGUUUGCCUUAGUGUUAAGCGAUCGAUUCGAUCAUAUCUGGCAGUAAGUGUUAAUAUUCCACAAUACAAUUAAAUGGGGGUAAGCGUAAUUAUAGUCUGUUAUUACUUACAUAUUUAAUAUAAAAGCAUAAAUAUAUACUAAAAGUUGAAAUG